Acanthopagrus latus (yellowfin seabream) is the source of this 2047-nucleotide messenger RNA. RefSeq names its product cytosolic 5'-nucleotidase 3-like. Bases 137 to 1027 code for a protein of 296 amino acids. The transcript has 9 exons. Lineage: Eukaryota; Metazoa; Chordata; Actinopteri; Spariformes; Sparidae. The record is from RefSeq and is a predicted model, not a curated record. Gene Ontology annotation, cellular component: cytoplasm. Gene Ontology annotation, molecular function: magnesium ion binding; 5'-nucleotidase activity.
UUUCGACAGUACCCGAAGGCAGCGCUCUAGCACCGAUGCUUCAGUCAGUCGAGCACAUAGCAACAUUGACGUUAGCUACUCAUCUACGGAGACUGAUAACUGAUGACACGUCUUUUGUGAAGAUAACUUCAACAUAAUGGCUGCAGACUUAAAGAAGAUGAUUCCUGAGCUGUCCAACACGUCAGUGUGUAUGAGGGACCCUGAGAGGGUACAGGAUAUCCUCCAGUCCAUGGUGAAGGCUGGCUCCAACACCGUGCAGGUGAUCUCAGAUUUUGACAUGACCCUAACGAGAUUUGCCUACAAUGGAAAAAGGUGUCCUACCUGCCACAAUAUUCUCGACAACAGCAAACUUAUCGACAGCGACUGCAAAGAACAGCUGAAGGAGCUGCUCAACACAUACUACCCAAUAGAGAUCGACUCAUCACGGUCAGUAGAGGAAAAGCUGCCCCUGAUGGUGGAGUGGUGGACUAAAGCCCAUGAACUGCUGGUACAGCAGGAGAUUAAGAAAGACAUGCUGGCUGUGGCAGUGCGGGAGUCCGAAGCCAUGCUGAGGGAGGGCUACCAGCUCUUCUUCGACCACCUGCAUGAGCACAGUAUCCCUCUGCUCAUCUUCUCUGCUGGGAUAGGAGACAUCCUUGAAGAGGUGAUUCGCCAGGCUGGGGUCUUCCACUCCAACGUCAAAGUCUUCUCCAACUACAUGGACUUUGAUGAAUCUGGAGUGUUGAGGGCUUUCAAGGGAGAGCUGAUCCACAUCUACAAUAAAAGGGAAGGUGCACUGCUGAACACCGGCCAUUUCAAGGAGCUGCGGACGCGGCCUAAUGUGGUACUGCUGGGAGACUCUCUGGGGGACCUGACCAUGGCUGACGGGGUGCAGGACAUGGAAAAUAUCCUUAAGAUUGGCUUUCUCAAUGACAAGGUGGAUGAGAGGAAGCAAUCUUACUUGGACUCAUAUGACAUUGUGUUGGUAAAAGAUGAGACCUUGGAAGUCCCCAACGCAGUCCUGCUCUACCUCACUGGCAAUAAGUGAACUGAGAAUUGAGAAUACCACUGGCCAUUUGGUGUUGGACACUCCAGUGCGCCAGCUGAGGAGGCGUCCACUCAGAAAAUGCCAAUCGCAGGCUCUUUCACCACCAACCAAGAAUGUGUCAUCUUUCAUUUCACCACAUUAUUCACAAGUCCAGCUAAGUCGCACCUCACGCACACGUCAUCCUUUUAUAUCUUUGUCCAUUGGUCUUCUUCUCAUGAUCUGGUUUAACUGCUCUUGGACCACACUGUAUGUGAUGGAAGACAGAGCGGCAGCGUCUACCUACUGUGCAGCAUGUUAAGUCUCAGUUUGCCUCGGCGAAGAUUGGUGUUGUCAGACAGUUUUGGUCCUCGUAAAGGAUGUAAUGAUAAAGGGAAAGAAAAGCGCACAACAUAAAUGGCAGCACUUGAUCCUCCAUUUUGUUUGAAACUCAUUUCCAACCUCAUACAAUAAAGCUAAUUUUAGAGAAUUUUUACCUGAAACUUGAAGUUUUUUCAAAAUGUUUAACAUUUUAUUACAAUGUCAAGUCUUCCACUUCCUGGUCAUAUUGUCUAAGCGUUCAGUACCGGUUGUAUUUUUUAUGGAAACUGUUGUUUUUCUUAUCCAGCACCACAGUGCUACAAAGUGUGAACUAUGAGAAGAACACUUGAUUUUACUGUAAAAAAAACCAAAAAAAAAUAAUUAACAUAAUGAAAACACAUUUUUUAGCUGUUUUUUGGCAGAGGAUUUGUAAGAACUACUACCUCAGAAGUGUUGCAGCUCCACAAAGAAAAUGAUUUCACCUUCGGCAUUUGAAUUGUACAGUUUUGGAAAAAUUCUGCGCUGCAACAAACAAAAGUUUCCAAAAACUUUAUAACUGAUGUUUAAAACAAUAUUUGAGGUACAAUGACUUUAUUUUUCUGUCACAUGUGGACAAUGUGCCAAAAACAGUCAGUCUGAUUUUUUUUUUUUAUCUUCCUCUGUCUGAACUCAUUACCUCUUCAUCUGUUCCAACUUGUCUGAAAUAAAAUUAGGUUUCAUCUG